Messenger RNA from Blastomyces gilchristii SLH14081, 2188 nucleotides. RefSeq lists its product as uncharacterized. NCBI's taxonomy places the organism in Eukaryota, Fungi, Ascomycota, Eurotiomycetes, Onygenales, Ajellomycetaceae. Bases 105 to 2129 code for a protein of 674 amino acids. The transcript has a single exon. The record is from RefSeq and is a predicted model, not a curated record. Gene Ontology annotation, molecular function: zinc ion binding; nucleic acid binding.
AUGUAGCCCUCAUUAAGCUAACGAAAACCGCUGAAAUAACGUGCCAACUACGUCUCCACGUAUCGUUACACGUGCCUAGAUGUUUUUUAUGAGUGAUUGAACCCAUGGUUAAUCUAAGAUCCGGGGGAAAGCCUGACUUAACGAAGGAUUACGUGCCAACGCGUAGGAGAAGAAAUCCACAAACGCCUGAAGCACAAGAAGGAUUGGGUGUGGGCUUACCAACACCUGCAAUGAACCGAAAAGUGACUGCCCCUGGGGUGUUUGAGCCGGACGAAACCAUCGCAGAGGAACAGUCUGAUGAGUCCAACGUAUAUGAAGACCCGGUUGAAGGCAUCAGUGAGAUGUCAGGCAAUGCGGGGGGCCCAAGUGGCCGGAAUGACAAUAGCUCUGUGAGUGAGGAGACUCGCAUGAGACUAGAAAUUGCAAGACUCCAGCAUGAAGUUGAGCGAAUGAAGGCAGGCAGGGGUGAAAAUGAAGAGCUCAGUGCAGAUUUGAUGAACUAUCUUCAACGGAAGGGUAGGACAUCUGCAUUGGUGAAGAUCCUUAAUGAAUUCAGGGAUCAAGUAAGGCCUAUAAAGAAGCCUGUUGUACUCACUGGCUCUGCAAAUUAUCCUAUGUGGAAAGAAGAGAUCCUGCUUGCAGCAAGGCAAUCUGAAAUGGAUGACAUUCUUAAUGACAAGCAGGUUAAUCCUGAUGAGGAUGCCAGCAUGGAUAUGCAACGUUUUUGGUCAGAAUGGAAUAUCUGGCUAUACAACUACAUGUGGUCUGCGAUUGCCCCGCAGGCCAAAUCCCACUUUAUUAUACCCAAGGAGUCCCAACUAUCUGCUUAUUCUCUAUGGUCUGUCAUAGAGGAUAAUUUCGCUGAGAGGCCUGCUGUCCGCAGAACUCGCCUGUUCCAAGAAUUGAUUGAGAUGAUGUCAAAAUCAAAGGGUUCUGAUCGCGCAUUUAUCGAAUGUUUAAUCGCAAUCAGGACUGAUUAUAUCCGAUUGGGAUAUAAUGUCGAAGAUUUCAUGUUUUUUGACAGACUUCUUACAGGGGUUAGUAAAGGUUGGUCAUCUUUUAUAAAGAAUCGAAUGGAUGCAAUAGAGAAGGAUGAGAAUGCUAGAACACUUGAAGAUGAUUUCAUGGGAUUGUGUCGAGAUAUUCUUCUACGAUUGCCAGCUACUGGCGAACCUCCCACCUCCGAUGGAAAGACCCCUGCAAAUAAUGCUCAAGAUAAGGAGAAGGAGAAGGUCUCUGAGGACAAGGACAAAGAUUUCACCAAGCUGGAUAGGAAGGGUAAUAAUGCUACCAAAACAUGUUACCAUUGUCAGAAGAUUGGCCACAUUCAAACAGAUUGCUGGUUGAAAUUUCCUGAAAAACGCCCUACUAGCCGCGGUAAGGACAAGGAUAAAGACAAGGAUGCGGAGAAUACGGGUGCUGCUCCUGUUCACAAUGUCAUGGAGCAAGUAUUUUGCAUCAAGGAAAAGGCCUAUGCGAGUGGCCAGACAGGAAAAGAUACCUGGAUCCUAGACUCUGGAUCGGGCGCCCACGCCACACCCCACAGGGAUCUUGUCGUGGCAAAACCUCAGAAGGUGAAAGUGAUGUUGGAAAUGGCAGACGGAACGGUGGUCCCUGCUGCAGCUAUAGAAGAUACGAAGAUUCCAGUGGAAGGGGCGGAUAUGCUGUUAAAUGAUGUCUGCUAUGUCCCGAAGUUAGAAGUGAACCUCAUGAGUAUGGGUAAGCUUGUACGUCAGGGUUAUACCUAUAAGCAGUUGACAUAUGGGAAUAAUCAUGCUAUGUUGAUUAUGUCUCCCGACCGCAUGUUCUCAUUUACAGCAAGAUUAAAUGAGAAUGAUAUCUAUGAGAUGGAAAGGCCGGUUACAUACAGAGACUUGAUCCGAACUUACGAUGAUGCAAUGGCAUCAAAAGCUAGGACACCUAAAUCCCGCGGAUAUUGCAAAAAUGGCGGCAGACCCACACCUAGGGAUGAGAAUUAUUGGCCAACGAGCUUUACCAUUCUGCAAAGUCCGUGUCCAGGCAAAAAUGACAUGUCCAACCUUCACACCUAUGACACGAGCUGUCAAGCCGGCAAUGAGAUUCUUCAUCGAUCUGGCAGGGGGUGGAAAAACACUUUUCGACGGGAAUGACACCCCCACUAGGGGGGGUGCAAGUUAUUGGUUGGGUAUAACAGAUGAUGCAACCUGUU